GCUCGUCGGUCGCAAGCAACUGGUCGUUCCUGGCUGGAGAUUUCGCGCGGUUCGGUCGUUGUCCUGGUUCGUUACCAAUACUGAUGGUACUUCUACCACCACCACUAUAGUUCUGUAGUUGACCCCCGGGGGUAGUUUGGAGCUUAACCUGCAUAAUAAUAACAGUAUCAACAGCAGCAGUCUGGCUCGAAUAGGUUGAAGGAGCUUGCAGUGAGUGUUUGCAAUCAGACGUGGUGUGGUUUGGGAAGGGAAAUUUCCCCGCUCAAUCGUCUAGUGUGCUGCCUCAGUGAGAAAGUAAGAGUGGCUGUUUCGGGAUAAUUUACUGUUCUAGGGCGGCAAAACUGGCGAUGUUCUAACAAGUGAAAUUGUAUUACUGAUUAUUUAACAUUAUCUGCAAUAAUUCAACUUAAAGUGCCGUGUACAAGAAACACAUUUUGGUUGAACAGCAACGUGUUCCAGUACAAGUUGACACGUAACAAUCUGCGAAACGUUCCUAGUAAGCUACGUGAGCCGUUGCCGGAAAGAUCGGCACGAUAAAAUAGGGCUUUGUGACACACCUGUACCACUACCACCGCAAUGCAAUAACGCUGUUCGUUCAUCAUCAUCGUCGUUGCUAUCAUCGUCUUCAUAAUGUUCAUCGCACCUUUUUGUCUACAGGAUAUCGAACACGGAGAGGAGCCCACAGUGCAAUGAAACACCCACUCGCUGUUAUCGGGAAAUGUUGUUGGUGCUAAUGAUGGAGCAGUCUGCUAGGACAUAAACCUCCUUAUCUUGAAAGUUGCUGGGGGCCGGCUGAUAUCGCGCCUGAACGGUUGUAACGUCACCAUGUCCUAGAUAAGGGCUGUUGAAAUUGUUCAUUUUUCAUUCUGUUCUACAACAUCGUUCGGAGAUUAAUCACGGAGGUACUUGAGAUUAAUACCAAAUGAGGAAGGGAGCUAUCUGUACGAUAAAAAGCAGAAUAAUUCUCCCGUAAAGAUGCCCCCAUGAGAAGUGUUUGAGUCUGCUGAAGAGCUAUACAGUGAUAAGCGAAGAAAAAAACGGAAAAUAGAAGCAGCAGUGAAAUAUCUCCGCAUAGGGGAAAAAAUAUAAAUGGUCAAUGUGCGUGUGUGUUAGAGUUUUUUCUACGCUUUAAUGUGUUCCUCAUUGUUGUGAUCCCACCGGAGCCUAAGGGGUAGUAUUCAAACCUUUCCCACUGAACACAGAAGAACAAAGAGAAAAACGUACUUUCCAAACUGGUACUAAAAACAACCACAGCAAAGUCUGCAUAAGUUAGAGUAGCGUCAGUAAAAAAGCCGUACCAUGGAUGGAACCAUCACAACGACAACGGAAACUAACCCGGCGGGCACUGCCAACCUGCCGACCUCGACCGUACUCCUGCCGGAUGAUGUGCUCGAGAAGCUCUACCAAAGCUACGCACUCAAGCAGAAACGCGUCGCUUUCGGGUGCUAUCUGGCGGCCUCGAUGCUGUUUGAUUUAUGGGCCAUCCUGGUACCACAAGGACAGAGCUGGGAGGCCAUAGUGAUACUGAGCGUGUUCCUGGGGCUGAACAUCAUCCUAGCGGUGGUGUUGCGUUUCGGUGGGAAGGGCCGCUUCCGGGGCUUCAUCUGGGAGGUGGCACCGCACGCGGCCUGGCUGCUAGCAAUCAUGCAGCUCUUCCUGCAGCUGUUCCUGAAAGGAUCCGUUACACCGAGGGAUUCGCUCGGAUGGGCUGUGCUCCUUAAUUUUUUAGUGUACGUUACCUUACCUGUGCUGCUCAAGUACACCGGCAUCCUGCUGGGACUCGGGUCAUUCGCUACCUAUAUCAACGCCAUCAUUGGGUUGGCCAAGAAGGAAAACUAUUUUUGGGAGCAGCAAAUUGCAAACAUCCUCUUGUUGGGGGCAGCGACAGUCAUCGGUUUGCUAAACUACUUUUUGGCUGAAGCGAAACAACGAAGAGCUUUUCUCGAAGCGAAACAAGGCCUAGAGGUGAAGAUGCUGAUCGAGGAACAGUCAGCCGAACAGGAACGAUUACUUCUCUCGGUUCUGCCAGAACACGUCGCAGUGAAAAUGCGUCAAGAUCUCGGAUCAACCAACUCGGAACAAUUCAAGAAAAUCUACAUGAGUCGUCAUGAAAACGUCAGUAUUCUGUAUGCUGAUAUCGUUGGUUUUACCGCCAUCUCGUCUACUUACUCAGCCCAGGACCUGGUUAAAAUUUUGAACGAACUUUUCGCGCGAUUCGAUCGUUUGGCAGAGAAAUACCAGCAAUUAAGGAUAAAGAUCCUGGGCGAUUGCUACUACUGCAUCAGUGGAGCACCCGUAGAACGGCCAGACCAUGCCGUACUCUGUGUCCACAUGGGUCUGUCGAUGGUGAAAGCUAUCAAAUAUGUUCAACAGAAGACAAAUUCUCCCGUUGACAUGAGAGUCGGAAUCCACACGGGGGCCGUUCUGGCGGGAAUUCUCGGGCAACGUCAAUGGCAAUUCGACGUCUAUUCUAAGGAUGUUGAACUCGCCAACAAAAUGGAAUCCAGCGGAAAAGCCGGUCGAGUUCACUUGUCGGAAAAAACGCUGAGCUUUCUAAAUGGAGAAUUUGAGGUUGAACCGGCAUUCGGCGAGAAGCGUGAGGAAGCACUGCGGAUAGCUGGACUGAAGACGUAUUUUAUCUCCAAAGUACUCAAACCGUUCUGCCCCGCUGAACACCGAAUGAAUGGCUCCGCAGAUCCUAAAGAUGUCGUUAUCGAACCUGACGGGCCGUCGGAGGUGUUUCGCGACGAUGAAGAACCUAAACCUCCGGCAGAUGACGCUGAAGCCAACGCCGGUUUGGACGAGAAGGAAAAAGAAUUAGCCGCCGAGGACUACAAAGUGCGCCUCCGGAAGGAGCUUGUUAGCCGCGAUGGCCACCAAGAAAUCUACAAGGACAUAAACGCACUGCUGUGGUUCAAAAAUGACGAUAUCGAACAGGCCUAUACACAAUACCGGCAGCCGCACAGCUCUAUUCCGCUGCUGGCAGCAUUCGUCGUGCAACUUGUCGCGAUCGUUUUCUCUACCCUGGUGCUUCCGCGUACAUCGUUUCACUUCGAGAUAGUCAUCCCACCGCUAGUGAUAAUCGUCAUUCUCGUGUUCAUAUCGGUGGCCGAAAGUUUCCCCAAGAUGCUGCCAGCAUUUGUCACGUUGAACAGUAAACGAUUCAACGACUCUGUUGGUUUACGCACAUCAACGGCAAUAGUAAUCGUGCUGCUGUUAGGAAUAUCCAAUGUUACCGAUAUGCUGGCUGCUUCCAGGCGGACACCACUGCACCUGAACGUCACCAACGCGUCCUUCCUGUCGAGCGAGAUGCACCCGUCGACGAUUUGUUUGUUUCCGUCAUACUUCAGCAACUUCGCCGUGCUGAUCCUGGUUGCCGUUUCCAUCAUCACGCAGCUGUCGCAUCUAAGCAAAAUUGCAUUAAUGGUCGCCAUCGCCGCAAUUCAUUGUUACAUCAACAUAUUUCAUCUGGAUGAGGCAUUCCGGAACGAGGAUUUUGAGAUAAUGAAUGUAUUUCCCUUGCGAUACACUCUAUCGGCGUUGUUGAUGGCGGUAACGAUAGCACUUUCGCUUCUGGCACGGCAUAUCGAUAAGGUUGACCGGGUGAUUUUCAUGUGGAAAACCGAAGUCAGUGACCAGAAGGAACGGGCCAGCGACAUGCGCCGGCGGAAUGAGGCCCUUGUGUACAACGUUCUGCCGAUGCACGUGGCGGAGCAUUUCAUGGGCAACCGAAAGCGAUCGCACGACGAUUUGUACUCUCAGAGCUACGCCGAGGUGGGAGUCCUGUUUGCCAGCAUGCCAAAUUUUUCAGACUUUUACUCGGAGGAAACGGUCAACAAUCAGGGGUUGGAGUGUUUACGUUUCCUAAACGAAGUGAUAUCGGACUUUGAUGCGCUCCUCGAAUUGCCUCAAUUCCAAGAUGUAAUCAAAAUUAAGACAAUCGGGUCGACCUACAUGGCAGCUAGCGGACUAAAUCCGUCACGAAUCGUCAAACCGGAGGACUCCAUUUCGGUACGAUGGGCACACUUAGCACUACUUGUCGAAUUUGCCCUGGAACUGAAAAAGGCACUCCAGGGAAUCAAUGAACAAUCAUUCAAUCAUUUUGUGCUAAAGAUGGGUGUUAACCAUGGUCCAAUAACGGCAGGAGUUAUUGGUGCCCGUAAACCGCAUUACGAUAUAUGGGGCAACACAGUUAACGUAGCGUCUCGAAUGGAAAGUACUGGAAAAGCGGGAGCGAUUCAGGUUACGGAAGAAACCUGCCAUAUUCUACAAACAUUCGGCUACACUUUCGAGCAGCGAGGGUUAGUAGCAGUUAAGGGUAAGGGUCAGCUGAUGACUUACUAUCUGCAGGGAAAAAUCCCGAAAAAUGCUUCCCCAAUACUUCCGGUGACCACGAUGGAAACAGUCCAGGAAGUCGACGAACCCAAAGAAUCUCCACCGGCACUAGCUAUCGAAUCACCUGCUCACCAAAUCACGUCGGUGUCUUCCAGCACCACCAGCCCGAACAGCGUUCGCCUCAACCAAGAAUACGUUGAGAUGAAGGUAAGCAGUACAUCGAAUACGGUAACUUCGAAUGAACACCACCAACAACAGCCUGCAGAACAGCAGCAACCGUUACAGACUAACAGUACCACCGUGGUGAAUGCGAGUGACCUAAUAUCGAACAGCAGUGGUGUGACGGUGCUCUUCAAUGGGGAAACCGAAGAGGCGGAUGCGAAAACGCCACUCCUUGAUGAUAAGAAUAGCACCAACGCAAAUCAUUUUAGCGAAGGAGAGAAAGAUGCUCUAAUAGAGGUUAGCAAUUAGAAGGCUUUUGCGGGUAAACCAUAGGCAAAUAAGACGAGACCCAAUCAGGACAUUUUGGUCACCGAGGAUAGUUAGUUGCACAUAUUUAACAAUCUUUAAAGUUUUUUUUUAUUUACUCUGUAGAUGCAGACAAUACAAAAUACUCAUUAUGCUAAUUUCGGUAUUCAGAAUCUAGCCAGUACGAUAAUUUGCUUUUUAGAGAUAUUAAAAUUAGUCUAAAAUUUCAUUAGUUUUGGUGCACGGGAACUAUUUUGAAUCAAUUUCGAAAAACUUAAUAAUUUCACGUAUUGAUAUCCCUAACUUGUUUUUACUAUCGGUCAAGCUGUCAACCUGUGAGCUAACUACCAAGCAGUCCAAUUUCCAAAAACUUUCAAAAUGGAUAUGGAUAAAAAAUAUGACGAAUGAAUAAAAAAUAACAUGUGUUUCUAAAUUAAAAACCCACCCAGCAUGAGAAAUUGCUUGCCAAGCACCCAGCUUUGCUGACAGUGCUUAUUUGAGCUUUCUCAUAACUUUUUUUUUCAAAUAUUUAAGCAACCAUUAUCGCAUCCAUAAAACUUAAUCUACUUACUCUCCACUGACCACCGAUAUUAAAAAUGUUUGUAACGUUACUGUUAAGUUCUUAUAAUCAUCCUUAUUAAACUUUGAACUACACAUAGCCAGUGUUGUCCUACACUCAAGGCAAACAAUUCUGCUCUUUGAUUUUACUCCAUGUAAACGAUUUUAUAGUCUCAACUAAGUAAGUUUAACUAAUAGAAGGAUAUUUGAAUUUUCUAAAUGUCAUGGCAAACUGUGAAAAAAAUGCACUUCAGAGCCACAGGAGCGCGCGCGCUGAAAAUACACUCCAGUGAAAACAC
This is a messenger RNA of Armigeres subalbatus, 5660 nucleotides long. It is a transcript of the gene Ac3, whose product is annotated as adenylate cyclase type 3. The transcript is spliced from 22 exons. Gene Ontology annotation, molecular function: adenylate cyclase activity. The record is from RefSeq and is a predicted model, not a curated record. Bases 1300 to 4806 code for a protein of 1168 amino acids. NCBI's taxonomy places the organism in Eukaryota, Metazoa, Arthropoda, Insecta, Diptera, Culicidae. Gene Ontology annotation, cellular component: plasma membrane. Gene Ontology annotation, biological process: intracellular signal transduction; adenylate cyclase-activating G protein-coupled receptor signaling pathway; cAMP biosynthetic process.